Molecule: messenger RNA, 1134 nt
Organism: Plasmodium falciparum 3D7
Lineage: Eukaryota; Apicomplexa; Aconoidasida; Haemosporida; Plasmodiidae
Source: RefSeq, a predicted model, not a curated record
AUGGAGAAGAAGAUAAAAAGAAAAGAUGAUAGCAAAAGUAUUAAACCAUCGAAUAUAGAAAAAAAUCAUAUGGAUAAUUAUAUAAAUUAUACUUUAAAAAAAGGAUACAAAGAAAAUAAGGAUGUAUAUAAAAAUGAUAUGAUAGAUCUACAAAUGACACAACUUAUUGAACAUUUAUAUGGAUUAAAAAUGAAACUACAAAAGGAAAAAAAAAAAGAAAAAUACAUUUCAAGGGAUAAUUUUCCGAAUGAGAAGAAAAAAUAUAUGUCCAUAAAAAAGAAAAGGAGUGAAACAGAUGAGAAAAAUAAUUAUAACAAGUUAAUUAUUCCAAAGAGUAACCAGAAUAUGAAGUAUGUGCCAGAGUUGCUUAGAGCAAUCGAUAUCUACAAAAAUAAACAUACUGAAGAACAAAAAAAUAGAAUGGAUACAGAAGAAAAAUAUGAACAAAUGGUCAGGAAUUUAAAAAAAAAACAUAUAAAUGAAAUAAAUGAAAUAAAAAAUAAUAUUCUUGAGGAUGUCAAUUUGUUAAUACAAAAAUAUAGAACCAUCUCAUUAAAAUUAUUAAAUAUAACAAAUAAAAAAGAACUCGAAAAAAAAAAAAUCACUGAAAUAUGUGUAAGUGCUUGUAAACAGUUUGAAGAUGAUGUAAAGGACAAAGCAAAAAUAUCUAUGGAAGAAUAUAAAAGUCAUAUCAUGUACUCAGUCAACAAAAUAAAGGAGGAGAAACAUAACUUAGAAAAAAAAAUGAGAUAUAUGCAAAAACAACAUGAAGAGGAAAAAAAAAUUUUAGAAGAUGAAAAAGAAACAAUCCUUUUAAAACAUAAAAUAAAAGAAGAGAAAACAUUAAAUGAAAAAAUUCAAAGUGAAAGAUUUCUUUUAAAAAGAAAUAUAAUUAAUGAUUUAUAUUCAAAGGUUGAUGUACAAAUAAAAAAUUAUGAAGAAAACAUCAUAAGAGUUUUUCUUGAUAUUCUUACUAAGCAUGAUAUUAAAAUGGAUGCUAAAGAAUUAUCUUCUUAUAUAAAAAAUGCAAUGUAUAAUUAUUACAAGGAUGAACAAAUAGAUAAAUCUAGACAAAACGGGGGAAAACGUGAGGAAGACCAAAUUAAUUAUGCCUUUACAUGUACAAAUAAUUAA